UGGAGCAAGGGGACCAAGAAGGAACAAGUCCAACAAAUCAUCAAAGACAUUAGAGAGUUUAAGGAGCAGAACAAAGUGGACAAGGUGGUUGUGCUGUGGACUGCCAACACUGAGAGGUACAGUAAUGUGGCUGUGGGGUUAAACGACACCGUGGAGAACCUUUUGGGUUCGGUGGACAAGAAUGAAGCUGAGAUUUCUCCUUCCACCUUGUAUGCCAUAGCUUGUGUUCUUGAAAACGUUCCUUUCAUCAAUGGAAGCCCGCAAAACACUUUUGUCCCAGGGCUGAUUGAUUUGGCAGUAAGGAGAAACUGUUUGAUUGGUGGGGAUGAUUUUAAGAGUGGUCAGACCAAGAUUAAAUCAGUUUUGGUUGAUUUCCUUGUUGGGGCUGGCAUCAAGCCAACAUCCAUAGUGAGCUAUAACCAUCUUGGAAACAAUGAUGGCAUGAAUCUUUCAGCCCCACAAACCUUCAGGUCCAAAGAGAUUUCAAAGAGCAAUGUUGUGGAUGACAUGGUCUCUAGCAAUGGCAUCCUCUAUGAGCCUGGUGAACACCCUGACCAUGUUGUGGUCAUCAAGUACGUGCCAUAUGUGGCAGAUAGCAAGAGAGCCAUGGAUGAGUACACUUCUGAGAUUUUCUUGGGUGGGAAAAACACCAUUGUGAUGCACAACACCUGUGAAGACUCCCUCUUGGCUGCUCCUAUCAUCCUUGAUUUGGUUCUCCUGGCUGAGCUCAGCACUCGCAUCCAGCUCAAAUCUGAAGCAGAGGGCAAGUUCCACUCUUUCCACCCGGUGGCAACCAUUCUCAGUUACCUCAGCAAGGCUCCUCUU
Messenger RNA from Prunus avium (sweet cherry), 825 nucleotides. Lineage: Eukaryota; Viridiplantae; Streptophyta; Magnoliopsida; Rosales; Rosaceae. The record is from RefSeq and is a predicted model, not a curated record.